This is a messenger RNA of Aphis gossypii (cotton aphid), 1316 nucleotides long. RefSeq lists its product as uncharacterized. The record is from RefSeq and is a predicted model, not a curated record. NCBI's taxonomy places the organism in Eukaryota, Metazoa, Arthropoda, Insecta, Hemiptera, Aphididae. The transcript has 2 exons. Bases 72 to 770 code for a protein of 232 amino acids.
AGUUAAUUUCAUAGUUAAAGUAUGAGUAUUUUUUUAUACCACAUAUCAUAAACACCUACACUUUUGUACCAAUGGAUGGACGGUGCGUUUAUUUAUUUUUAUCCAUUUUCAUCAUAAAUUUAUUGUCUGUAACAAAUUGCAAAAAAUUAUACAUUAAAGAUUCUUUUAAGGUUAAACCAUUUGAUGAUCGCCUCCAGUCAAAAAAACUAGAAAAAAUUGUUGUAGAUGUAUUGACUUCGAGGUAUAAUAAACGGAAGAUGAUCGAUGUACCUAGACCUUUUCAUAAAUUGUAUAUGUCAUGGAGAGGAAUAAGAACUUUUUUUGCUGAAAAAAUGUUAUAUAUUUUUUGCCCAACGCUAUUAAAUGAGUUGAAAGCUGUAAGAGCACUUAAAGAAAUGGUUUCUAGUAAUAAAAGAAUUCAAAAGCAAUUAAAUCUUACUCUUCCGUUCAAAAAAUCAAAAUCGUCAAAAUCAAAUAUAAAAAUUAAAAAAGGCAAAAAGGAUAGUGCUAGUGAUGAAGAAAGCUACGAAGAAAGUGACGAAGAAAGCGAUGAAAAAAACGAUGAAGAUAGCGAUGAAGAAAGCAGUGAAGAUAGCGAUGAAAAGGAUAAAAAGAAAAAGAAAAAACCUGUUAAAAAAGGGGAAAAAAGUAAAACUAAAGAUGACGAUGAUGACAAUGAUGAUAGUGAUAGUUAUAGUGACGAAGACAGUAGCGAAGAAAAAGGAAAAAAGAAGAAAAGAAAAAAGAAUCUAGAUGAUUUAUUUGAGUAAUUAAAAUCAAAAAAAUAAAAAAAAUUAUUUAAGAUAUAAGAGUAGGAAUUUAAAAGUAUAAACAGAUGUAAGAUUAUAAUAAAUUAUGUUACUAUAAAUCUCACGAAAAUCUAAUAAAUCUGUUUUCAACAGUCACUAAAAUUAAAAAAUACUUUUUUUUAGUUUAGAUCAAUUUCAUUAAUCGUUGAAAAUAUUAACAAAUACUCACGUAAAAUAUGUAUAGUAGAACGGAGAUUCUCAGAUGAUAAUACGUCAAUACUAACAGAUAUAAUAACUAUAAGUAUCUACGAAACGACAGAGUUCAAACACUUCAAACAAAGUUCAACUUGCUAUAGGUUAGGAACGUCAUUUGGUGGGAAUUUCAAGAGGAAUGUUUGAUAACUACCAGAAAUAUCAAAAAAUUCAUGGUAAUUAAUUACUUUUACUGAUAAUUAUGUAUAAAAAUAAUCAAACUAAUUUCAACAUACGCAAUAAAACAACAUUUAACAAAAAUAAAGUUAUAACUCCUUGUUAUGUGAACAAAAUUAAAAUAAAAGAUAUUAAAUA